CCAGUUCAGGCCAGUUCACUACCGCUGUAGUACUCAGUCUGUCCCACUGAGCUGUCAAGGCAUAGCAGCACUCCGCUCUGCUUGUCCGCUGCGACAACAUUUUUCAAUCCAACUUAGUCAAUUUUUCUCCUCAACGACGUUUUCCUUCAGAUAACAGCUACUCUUGUCUCACCAUGACUCGAAGGUGAUCUUCAGAGUGUCCAGGUGGUUCUGGGGUUCCAGGUUGGUGUGGUGAGAGAGCAAGCUAACUACGGGGAGGAGGACCGCCUGGGGCAUCGUGUCCCUGGCUCUCAAGUGACUAAGGAAGGGGCUUGGCAAACUGUUCUGCAGCAUGGAGAAGGAAGACCUCAAGGUCCUCAACAAGGGGGAAGAGGAGGAGAUGGAGCUGCAGGGCUACCGUCUAUGUCGUUGGCGGCUGGCCCUGGUGGGCCUUGGGGUGCUGUGUACAGGGGGCUUCCUACUCCUGGUGCUCUACUGGAUGCCAGAGUGGUGCGUCAAAUCCACCUGCACUCGUACCACAGCCCGUGAUGCUGAAGUGGUGUUGAUGCGCUCCACGGAUGAGUUCCGGCGCUGGUUCCUGGCCAGGGUGCGAGUGAUGCUGGCCCCAGGGAGCAACCCCUUCCACAGCCUGGAGACCCAGACCACCUCCCCCUGCUCCCCUUCUUCUCCUUCUUGCCCCUUCUCCUCCCCUGCCUCCCCCCCUCUGGCCAACGGACACACCCCUCACCCCUCCGAUGGCAGCCCCGCUCAGGAGCUCAUCAGAAGAUUUGCCGACUACCAGCCCACACAGAUUCGCUAUUUUACCUUUCAUAGCACAAAGUAUUAUUGGAAUGACGAGGUGCAGAAUUUUGAAGUUUUAUGUGGCCUGGAGGAUCUGCAGAUCAGCUGCUCCACCCUCCACUCGGAGCACAGUGCAGGCCUGACCAGGAACCAGCAGGAGUACAGGAGACUGUUCUUCGGAGUGAAUGAAAUUGCAGUGAAAGUGCCUUCUGUUUUCAAGCUGCUUAUCAAAGAGGUCCUCAACCCUUUCUACAUCUUCCAGCUCUUCAGUGUGAUCCUGUGGAGUGCCGAUGAGUAUUACUACUAUGCUGUGGCCAUUGUUUUCAUGUCGGUCAUAUCCAUAGCUACCUCUCUGUACACCAUCAAAAAGCAAUACGUCAUGCUUCACGAUAUGGUGGCAGCUCACAGUAUUGUCCGUGUGUCUGUAUGCCGAGCCAACAAUGAUAUUGAAGAAAUUUUGUCCACUGAUCUUGUGCCUGGUGAUGUGAUGGUCAUUCCCAGCAACGGGACCAUCAUGCCAUGUGACGCUGUGUUGGUCAGUGGCACCUGCAUCGUCAAUGAAAGCAUGCUCACAGGUGAAAGUGUUCCUGUGACAAAGACCAAUCUCCCAAACCCAUUGCCAGGGGAGAGGGGGGAGGAGGCUGACAGUGCCUACAACACAGAGGACCAUAAGAGACACACACUUUUCUGUGGCACCAAUGUCAUCCAGACCCGCUUCUACACAGGCGAACUAGUCAAGGCUGUGGUGGUCCGCACAGGUUUCGGCACAGCCAAAGGCCAGCUGGUGCGCUCCAUUCUGUACCCCAAACCCACCGACUUCAAGCUGUACCGUGAUGCCUACCUCUUCCUGUUGUGUCUGGUGGCUGUGGCUGGAAUUGGCUUUGUGUACUCCAUUGUCCUCAGCAUCAUGAACAAGGUGCCAGCUAAGACCAUCAUCAUUGAGUCCCUGGACAUCAUCACAAUAACUGUGCCACCAGCUCUGCCAGCUGCCAUGACAGCUGGCAUUGUGUACGCCCAGCGACGCCUCAAACACAUUGGCAUUUUCUGCAUCAGCCCACAAAGGAUCAAUAUCUGUGGGCAAAUCAAUCUGGUCUGCUUUGACAAGACGGGAACUCUGACAGAAGAUGGAUUAGACCUGUGGGGAGUCCAGAGAGUUGAGAAUGGCAGUUUCCACCUGUCGGAGGAAAAUGCCUACAAGGAGAACCUUGUCAAGUCCCAGUUUGUGGCUUGCAUGGCCACUUGCCACUCUCUUACCAAAAUAGAGGGCCAGCUGUCUGGAGACCCACUGGACCUCAAAAUGUUUGAGGCUACAGGCUGGAUCCUGGAAGAGGCCACUGAGGAGGAAACAUCUCUCCACAACCGUAUCAUGCCCACUGUGGUUCGACCCCCAAAGCAGCUGUUGCCCCCAGAGCCUGCCGUAUCUCAAGAACAGGACAUGGAACUCUAUGAGCUCUCGUCAGCGUAUGAGAUAGGUAUUGUGCGCCAGUUUCCUUUUUCCUCAGCUCUCCAGAGAAUGAGUGUGGUUGCUCGUCUGCUGGGGGAGAAACGUAUGAAUGCGUACACAAAGGGGGCGCCAGAGGUGGUGGCAAGUCUUUGCAAGAAAGAGACAGUGCCAGAAAAUUUUGCAGAGGUUUUGGAGGGCUACACCAAGCAGGGUUUCAGGGUGAUUGCUCUGGCUCACCGUCGACUCGAAUCCAAACUCACGUGGCACAAAGUUCAGAACAUUAAUAGGGAUCACAUAGAGACAAACAUGGAGUUCCUGGGUCUGAUCAUUAUGCAGAACAAACUGAAGGCAGAAACCCCAGCGGUGCUCCAGGACCUUCACCAGGCCAAUAUCCGCACUGUCAUGGUUACUGGUGACAAUAUGCUGACAGCGAUUUCGGUGGCCCGAGACUGUGGAAUGAUCCCUCCCCAGGACACAGUCAUCAUCGCUGAUGCCCUCCCUCCCCAUGAUGGACAGGCCGCCAAGAUCAUCUGGAGAUAUGCUGACAAGCCGAGCAAGACAUCUUGCCUGGAGGAAGUGAACAUCAGCCUGGAGGAUGUGUGCCAUGUAGAUGAGCCCAAAACACAAGAGCUUUACCACUUUGCUAUGAAUGGAAAAUCAUUUGCAGUAAUCGCAGAGCAUUUCCCGGACAUGCUUCAAAAGCUGGUGCUGCAUGGGACAGUGUUUGCCAGAAUGGCCCCAGACCAGAAAACCCAGCUUAUUGAGGCGUUGCAGGGCGUUGACUACUUUGUGGGGAUGUGUGGAGAUGGAGCAAAUGAUUGUGGGGCUCUGAAGAGGGCUCAUGGUGGCAUCUCUCUCUCAGAGCUCGAGGCCUCUGUAGCCUCUCCCUUCACCUCCAGGACCCCCAACAUCUCCUGUGUCCCCAGCCUCAUCAGGGAGGGCCGUGCUGCUCUCAUCACCUCCUUCUGUGUGUUCAAGUUCAUGGCCCUCUACAGCAUUAUCCAGUAUAUCAGUGUCACUCUCCUCUACUCUAUCCUCAGUAACCUUGGAGACUUCCAGUUCCUCUUCAUUGAUGUUGCUAUCAUCCUCCUUAUUGUCUUUACCAUGAGUCUGAAUCCAGCGUGGAAAGAGCUUGUGUCACGUCGGCCACCGUCAGGUCUGAUCUCAGGGCCUCUGUUGUUCUCUGUGCUGACCCAGAUCCUCAUCUGCUUGGGCUUCCAGACCAUUACAUUCCUUUGGGUCCGACAGCAGCCCUGGUACACAGUCUGGACACCUUUUGCAGAUGCCUGCAACUCGUCAUCACACAUUAAUGUCUCUGACCACAACGAUACGGAAAUGGACGACCACAACAUCCAAAACUAUGAGAACACCAGCCUCUUCUAUAUCUCCUCCUUCCAGUAUCUCAUUGUUGCCAUCGUUUUCUCAAAGGGCAAACCUUUCAGGCAGCCUAGCUACAAGAAUUGGCCUUUUGUGCUGUCUGCCUUGGGUUUGUAUUUUUUCCUCCUGUUCAUCAUGUUCCACCCUGUUGAAACCAUUGACAGCUUUCUUGAGAUUGUUUGUGUCCCGUUUGAAUGGAGGGUAAAACUCUUCCUCAUCAUCCUAGUCAAUGCUGCUGUGUCUGUUGUGGUGGAGACCUUCAUCCUUGACAUCGUCUUAUGGAAGCUUGUGUUCAGCCGAGACAAACAGGGCAGCAUCACUCCUGUCGCCCCGACACCACAGGGGGGCAUUGACCUGCAGGCGUACAAGUGUUUGUCCUGGCUCUGCUGCCCACGCAAGACGCCCAAGGCCCGCUACAUGCAUCUGGCCCAGGAGCUCAGUGUGGACCCCGACUGGCCUCCAAAGCCAACCACCACCACUGAAGCCAAACCCCGCCCAGAAAAUGGUUCCACCUAUCAAAUUAUGAUCAACUCCUAGCACCACCACAGCCCCUCACAGUAUUCAAUCUCACCUUUCAUAUGGGUGCUUAGUGAAUGCACAUUCAACCUCUUCACGUAAAAUUGUCACAGGAUGAUUGCUUGUCGUCACCGUUCACAGAGACUUGCGUCUGAUACUGUAGUUCCAGAGACAUUACUGCAAAAACCAUAGAAUUACACAUAAGUACCAAAUAAAGUUAAGCUUCAGUUCUCUCAGUACUUGCUCUCUCUGUGUCUCGCCCACUUGCGCGCGCUCAGGUCUCUCUUGCUUAUGUUUAAAUGUCAUUCAAACAUCCGUAACAUCAAAUUUAAUUCCCACCCCUUAUUGCAAUGUGAGUCCACCAAAGCUGAGCAGCAGGCAGCCCACAUUGGGAGGAGGAUUGUUAAAACAGGUUGAAUUAGCACGAUGACCUCUUAAGAUUAUCUGUCUGAAAGCGGUUUAAAAGAGAGCCAAAGUUCCACUCCACUUGAGAAAUAGCUUCUGACAAACAUGCUGUCAGAUGGAAUGGUGUUAAAUGCUAGAAAGUAAUUGCCAUUAUACCAUUGUUAAAAAUAGCCCGCUCUUCAGAUUUCAUUAGCACCACAGUACUAGAUAUCCAUUUUGAGUAAUAUAGUCUGAUAUCAUGCAUGGGACUUUCAGAAAGAUCACUGCCCUGAAAAUAUAGAAAAUAGAGAAGUAGAGUAUAGGAUGAAACAGAUGCUAGCCCAGUUGAAGGGUUGUACUUUACUUCAGUGCAACCCACUCUGGCUGGAAUGGCGAGUAAGAGGAAUGGUUGAUAAAGGUGGAGUUUGAAGAAGAGGGCAGAAGAAAGAGGUUCCACUUUGAAAAUGGAGAGAUUCUGUUAUUAGAAGUGGAAAGGCUGGUAGAGUUGAAUGUGCACAGAAUAAUGGAUAGAAACCUGUAGGUGGCUGCACUGACCAACUCAGUAUGAUGUGAUCAUAGAGCAGCAUGCAGAUGUUCAUUCUGUGUUUGUAUUUCUGAGCAGCCAUCAUCCCGCUUUUAGGAUGUUCACACAAUGAAUAGCUACGUCUUACCUGUUGUGGGCAGUGCAGGCUCUGAUUGCUACUGUGUAGUGGUCUUAUACAUCUAAUGUACGUUUAUAUUGCGUCAUUUUAAUGAGCUAGCAUAACCACCUGGGAAACACUCAUUAGAGAGGACAGAGUGAUAACCAAAAAUAUUUUUAAAUCUUACUAUGGGACCCCCAGUGAUUACUUAUUUGAAGCCAGUAUUCAAAUACUCUUUUAAGCACACCGAGAAUUGUAGAAAAUUGGGAACAAUGAACAGCUGUAGUCUGUCUUGUUAAAUUGCACACCCCAGGCAGAAGUUUAUAUUCACAUUUUAUAAUAAACACAAAAAUAUGCAUAUCAAAUUGGUUGUCAAGAGCAGAUUAUACAGGUCUCGGAAAGUUUAGAGAAUAAGAUCAGGUCCGUCCAGAUUUCAUAAGAUUUGGGAACUGCACAAUAAGUGAAAAUAUUUUUUCAUAAGACACAUGUAAAGUAUUUGUAGGCCUGGUGUCGUGUGACGUGGCGUCUGAAAGUCAUACUGUUGUGCCCGGCCAACUUUAAUUUAAAUUCAUGUAAACAAAAAAUGUUGUGUUGACAAUAUAAGUAGGCAAGGUAGGUUUAGAAAAAGUAGGCUUUUAAAAUUUCAAUACAUAAUACAUCGCAGGCUGAUGAUGAUUGAAAGCAUAAAAUAAUGAGGCCAUAAUGUUAAUACACAUUCAGAACAUUAUGGCUUUUAAAAAGUAAAGAACUUUAAGAGGGCAGUGAGAUGUGCUGAUCCACUCUCACACACAGGCUGGGACCUGUGGCAGACUAUCCAUCAUGUUUGUCAGUUUGUCAGAGUUUACCUUUCUGGUUUUUAACAAAGAUAUUAUGUAGAAAAGUCAAAAAAUGAAAAAAAAGAAAAAAAAGACAGUAACAAAAGGAACUGUCAAUUUAGCCAUGCUAGCAUAGUCAAUCCAUUGGUCUGUUGGUCCAGACUGAUAUAUCUCAAAAACUAUUGGAUGCAUUGCCAUGACCCAUGGCACAGACAUUCAUUUAUUUUUUGUAGCUCCUUGCUGUAUUUUCCAUGUCAUGCCACCAACCAGUCAACAACACUUCAGUUCAUAACAAGAUACCUCUAAAGCUAAUGACUAAAUUCUCAUCAACUUCAGCUGUACUGUAAUAUUAAAGCCAACAUAGCUUGCCUACAUACUAAAUGAUUUUCAUCCAUCAAAAAGUUGCUUUCUAGUGUGUAAUGAGCUCUGCAACCUCGUGGGCCGCUAUAAACCAUUAAUCUUGUGUUUUUGCAUCUGUGAGCCCUGUCCUCUCAACUUCUGACAUCAGACAGGAACCUGAAAGCAUACCAAGAUUUGCAUGACGCCAUUUCACUAUUUGUCAUGUUCUGAAGACUUGAAAGACUAGAUGGUUGAAAUACUAGAAAUAUUACUACAAAUAUACAGCAUUACUGUAGAAUUAAAAAACAUUGACAUUCACAUGUCUGUUUAUAAAAAAUUUAAAAAAAAUUUAAAAAAUAGAAAAAUCUACACAAGAAGCAGCAUGAAUCUGACUGGUUAACAGUUAAUUUACAUGCAUGAGACCAUAUGAAUCAAAGAAUCCUACAUCUACAAACUCACAUCAGAUUGGCUUCAGAAAGCCAGUUCUUUCUUUCUUUCUUUUUUUUUUUUAUUUAAACAAAAUUUCUUCCUAUGGAAGACUGAUUAAAAGUGUGAUAGUAAAUUAAGGUAAGGAAUUGUGCAUCCCAAUUGCUCGCUGCUCUUGGCACAUUCAAAAGAUCCACGCAACAGCACACCCUGCAUAAAAUAGAUGCAGAUUACCAUGUACAGUUGUAUUCAUGUAUUGCACAUAGGCUACCUGCAUAGAGAGAUAAGGGCUAUAUUUUAUGUUCACUGCUGUUUCUUUGACGUUUAAAGUGAUGCUCGCCAAAAUCUGUUCUGAAAGUAUUCUUCAAACACUCCUGUAGACUUUGAAAGCGGCUGUAAAAGUUUGUAGUUUCUUUCUUAAUUAAACCUUACUGCGAGAAAUCGGUAGAAUUAAAUUCCAGUAAUGAUGUACUGAGCAAACAGAUGAACAGCAGAGAAGCAGUUUACACUUCAUCAGUGGAUUGAGGAAGUAUUUUUCCAUUUUAAUACUUUAUUCAGCCAUGAAAAUUGGUACCAUUUAGAAAUCAUUAUGACUGACACAAGAUUACCACAGCCACUAUAAGAGAAAGCUACAAACUUCCUAAAGCCACCAGAGGUAAUGUUUGAUUGUGAAAAUGCAGAUUUAGGAUAGAGAAUCACUUUAAAGAAAAAACACCAACAUACAUGCAGCUCGUUCCCACUGUCAGUAUAACUUAGCACUCUGCCUUUUAAGAAUUAUAUGAUUUCAUGUUAAUCAUUUCAAAUAGUGUGUGUCUCAAAGUAUUUUCAUAGUGCAACUCAGUGGUUAUGAGUCACCGUGUCUAAAGAAUGUCAAGUAAAUGUAAAGUUACUUCCUCUCCAAUGACAACAUUGAGCAAAUUAUUUCUCAAAAGUCUGGCAAAAACACUUUUAUCUGAUUUUUGUAUGACAUAUAGCAUCACCUUUAGCUUGUCCAUUAAUUAUUAAUAAUUUUAUACAUAUAGAAACAGUCACAAUAGAUUUCCAUAACAUCACUUAUAACACGUCUGACAUUGCUCAGUUGCUAAAAGCCAUUGUCGAUUAAGAUCCUUGUAAUAAUAUUCCAAUGCAUAUGAAACUUGUGAUCCAAACUUUUUUUUUAUUUUUUCAAAUAUGACAUGUGACAAUAGUUUUCAUAGAUGCAUUGUUUAUUUGAUGAGGAAAGUGAUAGUAUUUUGUUAUAGUAUUGUGUGGGCAAAUUGUCAGUGUGAGAAGACAGAUGUAUAGUCGAUAAAACUGGUAAGAAAAGCAUAACAUCCUCAAAUGGACAUUGUUGUGCCAGUUUGCAGAAGAAUUAUGAUAUUUUGUUAAAAAAAUCUUAGACUCAAUUUGUUAUUUUUGUGGGAUUUAAAAAAAUGUUGCUGAUGUGCCCAAACAUGAGCCACAUGGGUUUCUAUGCUUCUGAAUAUUCUGUUUUUUUUUUUUUCUUCUUUGCUUUCAGGGUUUAAUUGUUUUUCUCUAAAUACCUACUGAGGCUAAAAUUGAAUGUUGUGUAAAGAGCAAAAUUUAAUGCAAUGCAAUACUAUGGUUAUUGAUUCUGUUUCCAAAGACCUUUCAUCACAUCGUUAGAAAAAAGAAAAAAGAAAAAAAAAAGUUUAUUUUAGCCUGUGUUCAGUUCUGUCAAAUCUGAUUUGUCUCAGCUGAAGUUGACUUUAAACACUGAUAAUAAUAUUAUAAGAUGGAUUCUAUCUGUAUAUAUGAGAUGUACAUUUCUAGUGUGUGCAUAAAAGUCAAAAAAGUUUUAGUUAUAAAAAUGUAUGGUUUUUGGAUUAUCAAAGGGCUGGUGUGUCUUUGUCUGCUAUUUUGGUACUGUGUUACAAUCAGUUGUUUGUCAAUUUUUGAUUUGUACUGUCUAUUAGAUUUGUUUGUACUUUGACUUUUGUUGAGGCUUUAGCUUGGAUAUUCUUUAUUUGGGCAUGAAUCCUGGGCAUUUAUUUCACAAUUUCAAUCAGUUAUUGUGAAGUAUGAUUGGGGCACUUGGAUCAAUAUUUGUUCUGUCUUGGUUAAAAAUAAUGGAGCAAAUGUCUACUUUAGAGUUUGAAAGAAGUUGAACUUGAACCAAACUGAAUGGAAAAAAUAGUUUUUGCAGGUUCCUAUAGUAGAUCUACUUCUCAGCUUUUUUUUUCUCCUUAUUUGUCUCAAUGCUUUGUAUAAAACCAAGGAUCUGACACAAGAAGGGAAUUCAACUGAUGUAGUGUAUUUAGCACCUCAUCUCUGCAAAUUCAGAAUUUGAGAAACAUGCGACAAUCUUGUUACUUUUCUGUCAAAUCAUCCAAUAUACACAUUUUACUUUUUUUGUCUAGAACCUAUUAAAAAUCUUUUGCAUCUGUGUAAAAUUAUGAAAUUGGCAAAAAAGAAUGUGCAUUGCUGCUCGUAUCAGCAGUCUGUUGUAGAUGUGAUUAUAUUGCUGCUAGGGGCAAAAUGAUUCGGUCUCAGCUCUGUCAUUAUCGUGCACCUUGAUACAGAAAAUUCAUCAAUUUAAUGAUGUGCAAAGUGUAAAUACUAUUGCUUUUCUCUUACGUAGUUUUGCCUUUUAUUGUGACACAGCUAUGUCAAAGCAAUUGAUUUUUAUGCUGAAACCUCUAUGCUCUUACACAGGUACAACAUAUACCGACUGUUGACAGUUAGCAUUGGCCUCUUAGUCACAUCAUGUAUUUUAAACAAACCAUUGAAUGGCAUUUAGAUUGAGUCAGCCACUGAGUGUUUGAACCCUCAUGUGGAUGUUGUUUCCUCAGGGAAAUGUCUAUUUGUAAUGAACAGAGAAAAUAAUAGAAGUUGAUACCCAAACUGAAUGAAAAUAUAUUGUUGGUAAAAAAAAAAAAGAAAAGAUUUAUUACAGUCCAUCUGUAUGUCAGCUCUUUCAGUAGAGUUUAAUUGGUGUGCUUUUUAUUUGCAGCUCCCAUACCUCAGAAAGAGGCUCACCUGGGGUAUAUGUGUUUUUGUUAUUGGCAGAGAUGUACAUUUUUUUGAAAAUUUUUGUACUUUAUAAUUUAUUUUUUAUUUAUUUCCAUUUCUUUUUCCCUGAGGAUUGUAUUUCAGAUUUAUCUUGAUUUCUUUCUUUUCAAUAAAUGUUCUGAAAACA
Seriola aureovittata is the source of this 9861-nucleotide messenger RNA. It is a transcript of the gene atp13a3, whose product is annotated as ATPase 13A3. Gene Ontology annotation, biological process: polyamine transmembrane transport; intracellular calcium ion homeostasis. Gene Ontology annotation, cellular component: late endosome membrane. The transcript has 34 exons. The coding region runs from base 332 to 4138 and encodes 1268 amino acids. NCBI's taxonomy places the organism in Eukaryota, Metazoa, Chordata, Actinopteri, Carangiformes, Carangidae. The record is from RefSeq and is a predicted model, not a curated record. Gene Ontology annotation, molecular function: polyamine transmembrane transporter activity; ATP binding; P-type ion transporter activity.